AAAAAAAGAGAGAGAGAGAGAGAGAGAGUGUGUGAGUGUCUGUACAGGUAUUUAUCGGCAAUGGCUGAGGAAAUAGUAACGAGUACUGCCGCGCAACUUGCAUCAAAAGCUACAGAGUCGGCAUAUGAUUUGUUUAAACAGCAGAUAUCAUAUGUGUUCAAGUCACAGAGCUACAUCAGCAACCUCGAGAAUCAAGUUCAGGAGCUCAGAAUGAAAAAAGAAAGAGUGGAGAAAUCUGUAGAGUCCGCUGAAAGACAGGGGGAAGAGAUUCAUAACGAUGUUAAGAAUUGGCUGCGUGCUGCAGAUGAUUUCACUGAAAGGGAAGCAAAAGCCAUCAUUGAGGAUGGAGAUAAAGCAAACAAGGGCGGCUGUUUAAAAUUGAAGUCAUGUCCUAAUUUGAUUCAACGUUACAAGCUUGGAAAGGAAGCAGUGAAAGCUACAGUGACUGGGGCCGAUCUGUUAGGGAAAGGCAGCUUCAGUAGUGUUUCUUACCGUCCUGCUCUACAGAGGACAGAAUCCAUGUAUGUCAGAGGCUACGAGGCCUUUGAUUCCAGAGAGCAAGUUUUGCAAGAAAUUUUGGACACAUUGAAGGAUGCUAAUUUUAACAUGGUCGGGGUGCAUGGGAUGGGAGGUGUGGGCAAAACUACACUGGUCAACAAAGUAGCUUGGCAGGUGAAGGAAGACAGGAUAUUUCAUGAGGUGGCCAUUGCUGAGGUAACACAAACCCCAGACUACAAAAAAAUUCAAGAAAAACUUGCUUCCGAUUUAGGCUUGGAAUUUUGUCAGGAGAGUGAAUAUCAGAGAGCUAGUCAACUACGUUCCAGGAUAAAGAAGGAGAAGAGUUUACUUAUAAUACUGGAUAAUAUUUGGACAAAACUUGAUUUGGAUGCAAUUGGAAUUCCUUUUGGGGAUGCUGAGAAAGGAGGAAAAGAUGAUCUUUUUGGGGAUGCUCAGAAAGAAAGAAAAGAUGAUGAGAUCAGGCGAUGCACAAUAUUGUUAACAUCUAGAUAUCAGGAUGUAUUAAGCAAAGAUAUGAAGACUCAGAAGAAUAUCUUUGUUCGUCCUAUAUCUAAAGAUGACGCAUGGAAUUUGUUUCGGAAGAUUGUGGGUGAUUCUGCAGAAAGCUCUGAUUUUCAUCCUCUAGCAGAUGAGUUUGUUACAAAAUGUGCAGGUUUACCGGUUGCAAUCUCAACAAUUGCAAAUACAUUGAAAAAUGAGAGUCUUCCCUUUUGGAAGGAUGCCUUGGUUAGACUUAAAAGGUCUACUCCAAGACAUAUUCCAGAUAUGGAAGAAAGUGUGUAUUCUACUAUAGAGCUGAGUUACAAUUUUCUGAAAAUUGAGGAAGCUAAAUCGCUAUUUCUUCUUUGUGCUCUAAAAGAUGGUGGUAGUAGCAUGUCCAUUGGUGACCUCUUAAAAUAUAGUAUGGGUUUGAAUUUGUUUGAAGAUGUAUAUACAUUGGAAGAAGGAAGGAAUAGAUUGAACAGUUUGAUAAAUUAUCUCAAAGCUUAUUGUUUGUUGUUGGAUGGUGACAAUGACCAUGCAGUUAAAAUGCAUGAUAUUAUUCAUGAUGUUGCUGUAUCGAUUGCUUCAACAGAGAAAUUCAUGUUUAAUAUUCAAAAUGUCAUUGGCUUGAAUGAAGUACUGAGGGAGAAAAUACCAAAAGAUUCAAUUGCUAUUUCUCUGCCCUAUAGAGAUAUUUAUGACAAGCUUCCUCAACAGUUAGAAUUUUCCAAACUAAAGUUGUUCUUCCUAUUGAUGAAAAAUCGCUCACUACAAAUCCCAGAUGCUUUUUUCGAAGAAAUGAAAGAACUCAGAGUUUUAAAUCUUACCGGAUUUCAAUUCUUUUCAUUACCUUCAUCCAUUUCUUCCUUAAAAAACCUUAAAACACUUUGUUUGCAUGCUUGCCUGUUGGAGGAUUUAAGAAUUUUAGGAGAGCUAAGUAAACUAGAAAUCCUUAGCUUCUUGGGGUCUGACAUUGAACAGUUGCCUGCUGAAAUCGGACAAUUGACUCAAUUGAAGAUAUUAGAUUUGAGCAAUUGUAUAAACCUUAAAUACGUUGCACCACAAGUCAUCUCCUGCUUGUCUCAAUUAGAAGAAUUAUAUAUGGGCAACUGCUUCAUUCAAUGGGAAGUUGAAGGAGUGGAUAAUCAAAGACGAAGAAAUGCUAGCCUCGAAGAGUUAAAGCAGUUGUCGAACCUAACAGCUUUACAUCUUCAUCUUCAGGAUGCUCGAGGUAUGCCACAAGACUUUUUCUUUGAGAAAUUGAAAAGUUAUCAUUUAUUUAUUGGAGAUAAAUGGAAGUGGUCUGAUAAAUAUUACAGUUCAACUUCAAGAACAUUCAAACUGAAGAUAAGUGAUAAUGUUUAUUUGGGGCAAGGAAUUAAAAGUUUGUUGGAGAUGACUGAAGAUCUCUUUCUUGAGGAAAUGAAUGGACUUAGAUAUGUUGUUUGUGAACUGAAUGCGGAUGGUUUUCCACAUUUAAAGCAUCUGCAUGUAGAGGACGGUCUUGAUAUUUUGUAUAUCAUUAACUCAGUUGCUUGGAAAGUAGCCUUUCCCAAGUUGGAGUCCUUGAUCCUCUGUAAUUUGAUUAAAUUGGAGAAGAUAUGUCAUGGUCAACUUAAUGCAGUGUCUUUUAGCAAAUUAAGGAUCAUAAAAAUAGAAAAGUGUGAUAGAUUGGAGUAUCUAUUUGCAUCUUUCAUGGCAAAAAACCUUAUGCAACUACAAGAAAUUGAAGUGACUUAUUGUAAGAACCUAAAAGAGCUUUUUGGUGAAGAAAGUGAUAACCGUGGUGAUGAAAUUGAAACAAAUAAUAAGAUGGAGUUCAAUCAAUUGUGUUCAUUGGCACUACAAUGCCUGCCCAAAUUCAUUAUGAUCGAUUCUAACAUGGUGGUUGUCUUUCCAAGAUUGGAGAACUUGAAACUGCGUUCAAUUAAUAUUGAGAAUACAUGGCUUGAUCGACCUCUAUCAAUAUUUUCUUAUAGUCAUUGCUUAAAAAGCUUAAGCAUUGAGGAGUGUCAUGGCUUAAAUUAUUUGUUUUCCUCUGCUAUGGUCAAAAGUCUUAAUGAACUCCAAAAGUUGGUGAUAAGCAAUUGUAAGUCAAUGGAAGUAAUAGUUGAUUCAAAAGGGGUACAAGGAGAAGAAACGAUAAUGGAUAUGAGUUUUCCUAAAUUGUUGCACAUGAAGCUUGAACAUUUGCCAGAACUCACAAAUUUUGGUAUUGGGAAUUUAAUUGAAUUCCCCUCCUUAAAAGAACUUCACAUUGAGGGAUGCUCUAACUUGAAGACAUUCUUAUGCAAAUCUUCUCAUCCAGACACUGUGAGAGAAGAAGGAGAAGUGAAUUUGGAAAACUACUUUAUGAAUAUAAAUCCUCUCUUUGACGAAAAAGUUGCUUUUCCCAGCUUGGAGGAGAUGGUGCUUUCACACUUGUAUAACUUGCAGCUGAUAUGGCACAACCAAAAACUCCAUGGGGAAUCCUUUUGCAAACUAAAAGUAGUGAGAGUCUUAUUCUGUGAUAAGUUAUUGACUAUUGUUCCAUCUAAUACUCAAGGAAAUCUGAGCUUUCGCUAUCUAAAGGAAUUGACUGUUGUGGCUUGUCGGAGUAUGAAAAGUCUCUUUCCAGUUUCUACCGCUACUAGUCUCGUGCAACUUGAAAGUCUAGAUAUACAUUUUUGUGGGUUGGAGAAAAUUGUUUCUGAGGAGGAAGUUAUGGGAGCCCCUACAUUCUUGUUUCCACAAUUAAAAUCUUUCUACCUUUUCCAUUUAAAGGAGCUCAAAUAUUUCUACCCGCAGUUGCAUACAAUAGAGUGGCCGAUGCUAAGCCGUUGGGGUCUGUCUGGUUGCAAAAAGAUAAAAGUUCAUGAUUUUGAAUUUUCUAGCUUCCAAGAAAGAGACGAGGAGAAGCAACCUCCUAUUUUUUAUUUGGAAAAGGUUGGCUACCGUAACUUUGAACAUUUGACACUCUCUGAAUUUCCCAAUAUGAAAGAAAAAAUAUGGAAUGGUCAGUUACCAAACAACUUUUUCGAGAAUUUAAAGUCUUUGGUGGUGGAUAAAUUUUUAGAUAUAUCAACUGGUAUUUCAUCCAAUGUGUUACGCUGCUUCAAAAAUCUGGAAUUGUUGAAAGUAAAAAGUUGUCAGUCACUAGAACAAGUGUUUGAUUUGGAGGAAAGUCAUCAAGAAAUUUCAGGCUUACAGAAAUUGAAAUCAUUGAAAAUUAACAAUUGCAACAGCUUGAGAUCCAUAUUUACUCCAGCUAUACUGUUGGGUCUUGUUCAACUCCAAGAGGUAAAGGUGAAAAACUGUGCAUUAAUUGAAGAAAUCAUCAAAAAGGAAGAGGAAAAGGAUGGAGUGAGUGAUAAAAUUAUAAUUCCUCAAUUAAACUCUGUUAUGCUUGAGUCAUUGCCUAGCUUGACAAGCUUCUAUUCUGGAAGAAAUAUUUUGGAAUGUCCUCCCUUGGAAACUAUUAUCAUUAAGGACUGUCAAAAGGUCCAAAUGAAGGAGUUCAAUAUUCAUCUUGCUGCAUUUUUCACUGAAAGGGUUGAAAUUCCCGCCUUGGGAUCAUCUUCUUGCUUCCAGAAUUUAACAAUCUUGCACAUCGGUGGCUUUGAACAUUUAAAAUAUUUAUUCCCAUCUUCCAUGUUGAAAAGUUUUUUCAAACUGAGGGUGCUUGAGAUAUCUAAUUGUAUGUUUAUGGAAAAAGUGAUUGAUGAAGAUGAAGGGAGAGCAAGAACAAUGUUGUUUCCGAAAUUAUACCAGCUGAAGCUAAGAGAUCUUCCAAAACUCACAACAUUUUGCAAUUCCACUGCAAGUUUUGUAGAAAUGUCCUCCUUGUUCAAACUCCGGAUUGACAAUUGCCUUGGUAUUCAAACAUUCAUAUCCAGUUCUAGAUGUGGUGAUAUGACAUCAUCAAGCAAAGAUCCUGAAGGAAUGAAUGCAAAGGAGGACUACCCACGUGCUAUCUCUUUUUGAUAAGAAGGUAAGGCUCCCUUGUUUGGAGAAAUUGAAAGUCACCUAUACUGAUCAAUUGGUAAAAUUAUGGGACAAUCAAGUCUCUUUGGAUUCAUUUGGAAAAUUAAUUAGUGUGACUGUAAGAUUUUGUAAAAAACUUGGAAGUGUUUUUCCAUCUAACAUGUUCGGGAGUCACCAAAAGCUAAAAUUUUUGGAAGUGCAAAACUGUGAUUUGGUUGAAGAGAUAUUUGAAGUACUCGAGAAAAGCUCUGGCAUGGUGGAGGAAAUUCUUGCCGAGGAGGAAACUAUCCCUAGGUUUGUGUUUUCUAAAUUAACCCGGUUGAAUCUACAGAUGCUACCAAGUCUCAAAAGUUUCUACCCGGAGAAACAUAUUUCAGAAUGGCCAGAUUUAGAAGUGUUGAAGGUGCAUGGAUGUAAUAACGUGAAGAUCAUUGCUUCAGAAUCAUUGAGCAUCCGAGGGAGUAAUGGAGACAGUCAACAAACACUGUUUUUUGUUUACAAGGUAUGAGCAUCGAGUACUCAAUUAAAUCAUGUCCACAAUUUAAUAGGUAGAUGGCAAUGCUACUAAUUUUGCAAAAUUUUGACUCUGUUUUUAACUUAUUUUAUCUUAUUUCUUAAAAGAUUAUUAUUGUUAUUAUUAUUAGUAAUACGGAAUUUUUCUUAUUGGACAACAUUAUCAUCAUUAUCAUUCUGGAUAUAGUAAGACCCAAAUAUCACAGAUCUCAGCAUAUAUAUUGCUACCCAGCGAAAUUAAUCGUCUUUCCUUUUUUGGUUAAACACUCUUUUUGUGAUUUACUGAUUUUCUAGGAUGCAUUCCCUAGCUUGGUAGAACUAGAAUUAUGUGAAAUGCCCAGGCUAUUGCAUCUGUGGAGGGGAAAUUUUCAGCCUUGCAAUGCUUUUCAAAAUCUCAAGACUCUGAAAGUGUCAGAAUGUGACAGUUUAGAAAAUUCCUGUUUCUCAAUGUUGUCUCUCCAGAAUUUAAAAACUUUGCAAGUUUCUAAGUGUGAUGGGUUGAGAUAUUUACUGACCCCCUCAAAAGCUAAAACUCUGAAUCAACUUAAAAGAAUGAAUGUAUCAGAUUGCAAAUCAAUGGUGGAAAUUAUAACACAUUUGGGAGAUGUAGUAGAGAAUUCAAUUGUUUUCGGCAAACUGGAUUGUUUGGAACUUCACUGUUUGUCCAGCCUUAAAAGCUUUUGUGGUGGGGAUUAUUCUUUUGAAUUUCCAUUCUUGGAAAAAGUAAUAGUCAGGGAAUGCUGGGAGAUGGAGACUUUUUGUCAUGGAGUUUUAAGCACGCCAAAUCUCCAAAGACUACAGUUGACAGAUGGAGGAGAGGACGCAGUAGAAGAAUGUUGGGAAGGCAACCUUAAUUCCACCAUACAAUAUUUGUUCAAAAAUAUGAAUGUGCAGUACUCCAAAGAAGAUUGAAGUCAUUCCUUUAAUGGUGUGUGAUAUACCACAGCUCCGUUUCCUCCAGGUGAAGAGGGACUCUGUUUCUACUAUCUCAACUGAUUUUAUCUUCACAUUUUGUUGAAAGUGGAAUGCCCUCUGUAUAUACAUUUUUUCUGUUGUUGUAGAUGAAUUUGUUUUAUGUAUGCCAAUUUCUACAAGUUGCCAAACAUUUUGGGCAAACAAGACACAAUAUGCAGUUUGUUUACUUCAGUGUGUAUGCUUUAUUGAAUUCUUUCUCCCAGGAACAACAAUGAUUAUAAAGUCAAAUGGGGGAUAUUUAAUGAUCUUCA
Molecule: messenger RNA, 6704 nt
Organism: Mangifera indica (mango)
Lineage: Eukaryota; Viridiplantae; Streptophyta; Magnoliopsida; Sapindales; Anacardiaceae
Product: probable disease resistance protein At4g27220
Exons: 7
Coding region: 61-4965 (1634 amino acids)
Molecular function (GO): ATP hydrolysis activity; ADP binding
Source: RefSeq, a predicted model, not a curated record